GCGUGUUUAUACCGUAUUAAUAGGCUGCUGCAGGAGCUGUCCCCUGGAGUUGGUUGUAGCUGCAAGGAGCGGGCUUGAAGUUAUCGGGUGCACUAUGCUUCGAACCGUCUUGUCCAAGUUGUCACCCAAGGGGCCACUGGGGGUCCAGAUCAGCAGGUUCUCUGCAGCGGCUAUUCCUGCACCCAACCCCAAACCUGACGUGCACUUUAACCAGCUCUUCAUAAACAACGAAUGGCACGAUUCCAACAGCAAGAAGACCUUCCCCACAAUCAACCCGUCCACCGGAGAAGUCAUCUGCCAUGUUGCAGAGGGAGAUAAAGCUGAUGUGGAUAAGGCUGUAAAGGCAGCCAAGGAUGCAUUUAAACUGGGAUCACCAUGGAGGAGAAUGGAUGCCUAUCAGAGGGGUGUGCUUCUAAACAGACUGGCCGAUCUUAUCGAGAGGGACCGAGCCAUCUUAGCUAAUUUAGAGACUCUGGAUAAUGGGAAGCCCUAUGCAAUCUCCUACUCGGUAGACCUGGAUUUGGUAAUUAAAUGUUUGAGGUAUUAUGCUGGAUGGGCUGAUAAAUGGCAUGGCAAAACCAUUCCGAUUGAUGGAGAUUACUUUACCUACACCAGACAUGAGCCAGUUGGAGUCUGUGGACAGAUCAUUCCGUGGAACUUUCCCCUUCUGAUGUUGGCUUGGAAGUUUGGUCCCGCUUUGGCCACUGGUAAUGUGAUUGUCAUGAAGGUUGCUGAGCAGACCCCUCUCACAGCACUGCAUGUUGCCAGCCUUGUGAAAGAAGCUGGAUUUCCACCAGGAGUUGUGAAUAUAAUUACUGGGAUGGGUCCAACUGCUGGAGCCGCCAUCUCCUCUCACAUGGAUGUGGAUAAAGUAGCCUUCACUGGCUCUACAGAGGUGGGUCGUUUAAUUCAACAAGCAGCUGGAAAAACUAAUCUGAAGAAAGUGACCCUGGAACUUGGUGGCAAGAGUCCCAAUAUAAUAUUUUCAGAUGCUGACUUGGACUGGGCAGUGGAGCAAGCCCACUUUGCCCUGUUCUUCAACCAAGGUCAAUGCUGCUGCGCUGGCUCCCGCACCUACGUCCAGGAAGAUAUAUACAAUGAGUUUGUGGAAAGAAGUGUUGAGAGGGCCAAAAACAGGAUUGUUGGAAACCCCUUUGACUUCAAGACUGAACAAGGUCCUCAGGUGGAUGAAGAUCAGUUUCACAAAGUUCUAGGUUACAUCAAAUCUGGAAAACAGGAAGGUGCUAAAUUGUUGUAUGGUGGAAACCCUGCUGCUGAUCGGGGGUAUUUCAUCCAGCCCACGGUCUUUGGAGAUGUGUCUGAUAAUAUGACCAUCGCUAGAGAAGAGAUUUUUGGGCCUGUGAUGCAAAUUUUGAAAUUUAAGACCGUUGAGGAGGUCAUUGAGCGAGGAAAUAGCUCAAUGUAUGGGCUCGCAGCAGCUGUCUUCACCAAAGAUAUCGAUAAAGCAAACUACGUGUCACAAUCCUUGAGGGCCGGGACAGUCUGGAUUAACUGCUAUGAUGUCUUUGGAGUUCAAGCCCCCUUUGGAGGAUACAAGGCAUCUGGUACUGGUAGAGAGCUUGGAGAGUAUGGUCUGGAGGCGUACACCGAAGUGAAAACCGUCACUGUAAAAAUUCCCCAGAAGAACUCUUAAGAGCAUAUUCUCCAUGACAAAGAUUGUGAAUGACAUCAAAUUAAGAAAUCUUUUUUUUCAAAGUUUGGAACUGUGAAAAAUACCGGGGUUCUCAUUCGCUCCUUGUUGGAAGAGGAUUUUUCUAGAACUUUUACAUUUGUGCUCGCUAUUAGACUUCCAAGUUAUACUUUUAUACUAGCAGCCACUUAACACUUUCCAUCCGCUUGUAACAUUUUAUGGUAACGGCUCUUCAGUUUUAAAUACCUUUUUGCCUUUUUUCACUAUAUAAAAUUUCACGGCAUAUAAUUGGAGUUUGUUGCUCUAAAGUUUUGUAUCAGUCACCCAGUGUUAUAGGAGCUCUGAAAUGUUUUAACUUGCAAUUUUCUUAAAGCUGCGUGUGCUCACUCACAGUUCACUGGAACGCUUUUCACUUUUUUCAACAUUGUGACAUAAAAAUAAUUCUAGCAA
Spea bombifrons (plains spadefoot toad) is the source of this 2101-nucleotide messenger RNA. RefSeq names its product aldehyde dehydrogenase 2 family member (gene ALDH2). Lineage: Eukaryota; Metazoa; Chordata; Amphibia; Anura; Pelobatidae. Gene Ontology annotation, molecular function: aldehyde dehydrogenase (NAD+) activity. The coding region runs from base 95 to 1654 and encodes 519 amino acids. The record is from RefSeq and is a predicted model, not a curated record. The transcript is spliced from 13 exons.